AUGUCACAUCUCGAAGAAUUAACUUUAUAUCUUAAUAUAUUGGGUGGACCCAUAUUCAUCGAUGGUAAUCAUCUUGAUAAUCGAAUUCUUAUUCAUAUGCCACAACUUCAUACAUUCACAUAUUAUAUAUCUACUGAAAAUGCCAUUACUGAUCCAGUUAUUCAUCCAUCUAAUGCAGAUAUUCAACGAACUUUCAAAAAUGCAAACCAUGGGAAGGUGUCCUGUAUGGUAGAUUAUUUCGAUUGUUUCGUAGUGAUGUGCCAUGUAUUUUCACUUCCUUUCAAAUUUAAUCGUCUCAAAGACAUCACAAAUAAUUUUCCAAAUAUGUUAUUUAAUACAGUCACUUAUUUGAUGGUACGUGAUAAAGUUGGAUUCAAACAUGAAUUUUUUGUUCGACUUGCUCGAUCUUUUCCAUUUGUUAAACAUUUAUCUGUUUCGAAUAUUCGUUCACCAUUUUUGAAAUUUGAUGAACGUCAUCUUAUUAAUGAUGAUUGGUCGUCAAUUGUUAAAUAUGCUCAUCUUAUUUCACUUGAUAUCGAAAAUGUAAACAGUCAUUAUAUUGAACAUUUUCUCAAUGAAACAAAAACACAUCUACCUUGUUUAAUUCAAUUAAAAAUCCGGUAUAACCUAUUGGAAAUAGUUACUCAAAACUUUACAAGAGAUGCAACGCGAUGUAAUUGUGCUAAAGUCAAACGAUUAAUUGUCAAAGAUUCAAUAGUUUAUUCGAAAGAUGUUUAUCGUUAUUUUCCUUCGUUGUCAAUUUAA
Molecule: messenger RNA, 765 nt
Organism: Rotaria sp. Silwood2
Lineage: Eukaryota; Metazoa; Rotifera; Eurotatoria; Philodinida; Philodinidae
Source: the annotation of a GenBank genome assembly